Molecule: messenger RNA, 1206 nt
Organism: Acytostelium subglobosum LB1
Lineage: Eukaryota; Evosea; Eumycetozoa; Acytosteliales; Acytosteliaceae
Exons: 2
Cellular component (GO): cytosol
Molecular function (GO): mRNA binding
Source: RefSeq, a predicted model, not a curated record
AUGGACUACCAACUACCACUACAUAAUAUAUACUCUUUGUUCGAUAGCCACUCCAACCAUGGCUUGAUCCAACUUCCAGCAUGGUCCACAGCACAAUCUUUUGCUCAACAGCAGCUACUCCUGCAACAACAGCAGAAGCUGCAGCAGCAGCAAAAGUCCACCAACAACACAACUUCUACUUCUACUUCUACUUCCAACUCUACUACUUCACAGGCAUGGCCUGUACCAAAAGCACCUACUACACUACCAAUGUCAACUAUUAUUGCUGCUCCAACUAUUCCAUCCACUACUAUUACCGCUCCAAAUAUGCUUACAUCUACAUCCUGUCCAAGUUUCAACUUUGACUACUCACAGGAGGACAACUCCUACUUCAACGACAACUUGCUAUUCAAUUUCUACUCAUCGUCCACCACGUCUCAGUCGGUAUCGGAUGGAAACAGCUAUGUUAGUGUCAGUGGAAGUGAUAUCUCAUCUCCAACAUCAUCACAAUAUGAUGACAUUGAUGCCGUCUCGUCAUGUCUUGGCUCAUCCACCGACUCCUUCUUGCACUACAUGUCCACAUCUCCCAGUAUGUGCAUGUCUCCACUCUCCUCGUCUCCAAUCUCCAAUUCAUCAUCACCAUCCUCCGCAUUGUCACUGGCAAUGAAGAAGAAGAACAUCUCACCAGAGUCCAAAGAGUCCACUCUAUUCGUUUACAACUUGCCAAUCAAUGUGAAUCCAGAACUAGUCCUUGCCAGGUUCAGGGAGUUUGGCAGGAUCUUGGAUGAUCAGUGCCACUUUAUCUCUCGCUACUGCUACAUCACAUACGCUGACAAGGAGGACUGCCGCCGCGCCUACAACAAGUUGAAUGGCGCACCCUUCCAGGGCCAGGAGCUCAAGAUCCUCAAGAGCGACCCAACCAACCCCAAGUCCAGUCUGUACAUCACAUUCAACGCCGCCGAGGUGUCCAAGGACUUCAGACUGCAGAUCAUCCGCAAGUCCAAGACAUUUGGCAAGGUGAUCCACUGCUCGAUCCCCACCCUCCCCAACGGAGACUACUGUGGCUAUGGCUUCAUUCACUUCAAGAAUCAGCCCAUUGGCAUCCAGAGUGCCAUCGACACCUUGAUGUACUUCCAGAAGAACCUCUUCAAUGGCACUCUCAAGGUUGAGUGUUUCCUCUCCAAGAACAAAUUCCCAAGAGAGAGCAACAAGUGUCUUCUCACAAAG